AUGGUGGCUAAGUAUGUUGAUAAGUUUGAUGAGUUGGUUUAUUAUUGUUCUCACUACCAUGGUGAGGGUGGUGAAACAGUGAAGUGCGUCAAGUUUGUAAAUGGCCUUCAUCUUGAGGUGAAGGUGAUGAUCAACUACCAAGAGAUUUAUCAUUAUCCAACAUUAGAGAACAAGUGUAAGGUAUAUGAUCAUGAUAAUCAGGCACAUGCUACACACUACAAAAGUGUGGGUCCGAUUAGAGGAGGUAGAUUUGGAGGUUCGAGUAGGAGUAAUCCAUACUAUACACCCACUAAGUUCCAAGGGAAUCAAGCUAGAGGAAGUGGAAGUAAGUCUUUUGUAUCUUUUGUUGUGAGUGGAGCUUCUAGUGGGGUAUCUGUUUCUACACCUUUCAGUAGGUGCAAGAGGUGUGGUCGUACUAGGCACAAGCACACGGAUUGUCCUAACAAGGAGACUACUUGUUUCAAUUGUCGUGGAAGGGGUCAUAUUAGUACGUAA
Messenger RNA from Cajanus cajan (pigeon pea), 495 nucleotides. The record is from RefSeq and is a predicted model, not a curated record. Lineage: Eukaryota; Viridiplantae; Streptophyta; Magnoliopsida; Fabales; Fabaceae.